GUCGCACCAGCGCUGCUCGUGUUUUUGAUCUGAUGUUUUAUGGACAAACACUUUAAAUUUUUUUAAUGAGAACUGAUUUAGUUAUGUUUUCAUGAUCUAAAAGUUUAGUGCAGCUCUCCCUCACGACAUAAAGGAAGUAAACUGUUUGUAAAACCAGAGACUAAUAGUGUUAAAGAUUACCGGGACUGCAUUUCUGAAUCAGAAACAAAAUAAUAAUGCAUAAAACACUGAGAGUGACAAUGCUGCAAAAACAUUCGGCGUAAGUUAAUUUAAUUUCAGAUGCAAGCAUAUAAAUAUAUUUUAUUUUUACUAAAUUUCUCUAUUGAUUUAGCCGUGUGUAAGUACAGAACGCAGUCGUGGAGUGAACGCGCAGAUGAUGAUUGUGUGCGUGACGCGCCGCGGUGACGCUCAGCAACAGAUGCGCGUUUGUUUCACACGAUCCACCUUAAAGCCAGAGCUAGUCCACCCCUCCUGCAUCUGCCCCAUGAUCCUCUUUCAUUCAUCAGUGUGUGUGUGUGAGUGUGCGCGCAAAAACAGCGCACGCAUCUGAUCCGACACACUCACGCAGAGUCUGACGCGGCGCACGGACGCUAAACCAGCGGAGAACGCGCUUCAUUCGUGGAUUUAACCGGAUUCUUUCUGCUUUGCCCCGCGGAGUUUCCUCUGGAUGUUACGCUCGCGGUCACGCGCUGAUUUUUGGCCUCGCUCUGGACAUAUUGAUGGAUGUUUGGCACACGGACUGAUGGAUUUGACAUUAUGGGAGUCUGUCUGUAGGGUGUCAGAUGAACGUUGCAUCCGUGUUGUUUGGAGUUGCUGAUCGUGUCUCAUGGAUCGCCACGGUCAGCGCGGAGGAAGCGUCCCAUCCAGUGCCAUCCUUUCCCUGGACCAGAUCAAAGCCAUCCGCUCAUGCAACGAAUACACCGAGGGCCCGGCCGUAGCGCGCAGACCGGCGCCGCCGCCGCGCAACGCAGACAAGCAGGAGAGGACUCACGAAGUGAUCCUGGUGAACGUGAAUAACAACUACGAGCACAGAACGGCGCGUCCGCCGGCGCUCAGCAGAUCCACGAGCUCCGGGAGUAACAGCAGCGACGGAUCGGAGCGAGGCCUGCUGGCGCCGUCGCAGUAUCGCAGUCGUGCCAUACAGACUCAGCCCAAAUCUCUGAAUGCAUCCAUGCAUCCGUUUCUCCCUCCAGACGUUCCUCUCAAACAGGAAAAACUGGACUCGCCACAUUUAUACAUCUGCGAGAGCUGCGGGAAAUGCAAAUGCAGCGAAUGCACGGCGCCUCGUCCGCUUCCGGCGCGCCUUGCGUGCAACGAACAAUGCUUGUGUUCGGCCGAAAAUGUCGUGGAGCAUGGGACGUGCAUGUGUUUGGUCAAAGGGAUUUUUUAUCAUUGCUCAAACGACGAUGAUGACGUUGGUGACCCUUGCGCCGAUCGGCCGUGUUCGCUGUCGCAUCCGCAGUGCUGCUCGCGAUUCCUGUGCAUGGGACUCAUGUCUGCGCUCUUUCCGUGUCUGCUGUGUUACCUGCCUGCUAAGGGUUGCGUGAAAGCAUGCAACUCGUGCCACGACCGCGUGAAGCGGCCUGGAUGCCGCUGCAAAAACUCUAACACCGUUUACUGCAAGCUGCAGAACUGGAACCAGACGCCUGGACAUGCCCCGGGAAAACCGUCCUGAGAAAUCGCACGUAUUUCUUUAGCUGAAAAAAGCUGGUUUUGCUGCUGCAGGAUGCGGAAAUUGCAAAUAGGGCGGGGACAUGGGGGAGGAGUUAUGUUAAUGAGCGCCUGAUAAGCUCCGCCCCUCACGAUGCGGAAGAACCACUCGUUUGUUUUCUAAAGCUGGCUGCGUUCCACUCCACUUCUUCGCACUUUUUUUUCGCAAACUACCCUAAGCACUUCCCCUCGGGGGAAUCCCCGCUGCCAUUUUGAAGUGCGUUUCACUUCGUGAAGUGGACGAGGGAAGUUUAUACGGAGCAAUUUUGACCGAGGGAGCGAGUCUGCUUCAUAUGCACACUUCAAUAGACCACAAUGCAACACGAUUAUGAUCAUAAUCAUCCCAAUCUCAAACAACUCUACACUCUUAAAAAUAAAGGUGCUUCACGAUGCCAUAGAAGAACCUAUUUUGUCUAAAUGGUUCCAUAAAGAACCUUUAACAUCUGAAGAACCUUUCUGUUUCACAAAAGCUUCUUUGUGGCGGAAGGUUCUUCAGAUUAUAAAAAGGUAAGAAAGAGAUGGUUCUUUAAAAGAACCUUUGACUGAAUGUUUCUUUGUGGAACCAAAAAAUGGUUCUUCUGUGGCAUCGCUGUGAAGAACCUUUUUAAGAGUGUAUAAUAUAUACUUUUUUUUAACAUUUAUAACAGCACAAGCAUUCCUGUGUAUAUAUAUAUAUAUAUAUAUAUAUAUAUGUGUAUAUAUAAAAAGCUAAUAUAAGCUAUAUAAAAAUGUAAACAAUAAACCAACUCCAUAGCAGAUUCUAAGUGGUCAAGGGCUCAGGACGUUUCAAUUCUGCCCAAUACAUUGAAGUAGUUGGCACUCAUGCAACGUAAUCAAUGACGUACAUCCGAGUAAACGACAGAGGGAAGUUUGCGAGUGAAGGGCAUGAAAGUGGAGUGGAACGCAGCCCCAGUGUUUGCCUUACCUGACUGUGUACAGCUACUAUCUAACACGCGAUGGUGCUUUGAAACGCCUCUUACCAAACCUGUGAAGGACUCUGUGAUAUGUAGCUGUUAUCGGAUCUACAGGCGAUCUUUCGUUCUGAAACUGUCUAUUCGUUCUCAUGUAAAGAUGUAUGUUCAAAUGCGCAAGAGGAAUUUACGGCUAUUUUUAAAAGGAAAUGUUAAGACUGUUAAAUCUUUUUUUCGUUGUUGUUGAUGUUGUAAAAAAUAUUUAUUAUGUGAAGCUCUAUUAUUUUAUGAUAUUUAUUGCAAAGGACAGAUUUACUCAUGUCUGAAUAUAACAAAAUAUCAACACUUACUGCAACAUGAAAGAAUGGAGAAACUGAUGGAAACAUGUUAACUUUAAUGCAAAAAUAUACAAGUUAAUGCAAAAACGCUCUUGUUUGGUGUCUCAUUUAUUAAAUGUGUGUUGCAAAGGUUGGAAAUGAAGAUGUGUGUGUUUCUGCAGGACGAAGUCAAGCGUGCAAACUGCAGCUCAGAUGUGUGUGUGUUUGGGGCAGGGCUGUGUGUGUGUGUGUGUGUGUGUCCACCUGGCCACCUGUGUGAGGCUCAUAAAGUCUCUCUCUUUGUCUUCUUUUAUUGCGUGUUUCCUGCUGUCAGGCGUUUGUGAGCUGCUGAUUUUCAC
Molecule: messenger RNA, 3297 nt
Organism: Onychostoma macrolepis
Lineage: Eukaryota; Metazoa; Chordata; Actinopteri; Cypriniformes; Cyprinidae
Gene: spry1
Product: sprouty homolog 1, antagonist of FGF signaling (Drosophila)
Exons: 2
Coding region: 827-1675 (282 amino acids)
Biological process (GO): multicellular organism development; negative regulation of Ras protein signal transduction; animal organ development
Cellular component (GO): cytosol; membrane
Source: RefSeq, a predicted model, not a curated record